AUUCCUUUUACUUCUACUCUUUCUCGACGGACAACGCUUCGUUGCUGUUUCCAAAUUUCGUGCUUAUAAAAAAGCGAGGUUUUUCGUCGGAUUGUUUUCUUUGAUUAUACUUUCAUCAUUUUUAUCGCUGGUUUCAUUGUUUUAUUGAAAUAGGCUUCGUUUUGCACUUUCUGUGCUAAAAGUCCUUUUUACUCUUGAGAAAGAGUGAACCACUAUUACUAAGCAAGUAUUCUUUAAUACUGCUACAAACGUCGUCUGUGGGAUUGACGGAUCCUGUAUUUUAAAGGACUUGUCGCCUCCUCCCAGAGACCAUAAUUCUCUGAUAGUUAGACAUUGCUGAAGCUUUUUCUAGUGCUUUCUUGUCUAUUUCUUUACUUUGUGAUUUUUUUGUUGGUUUUUCCUUACUUUUUGUGAUAAUUCUCUUUGAAGCAUUUCUUUAUUCUGCUUCAUCGAUAUUUGCUUUUUGUGUUUCCUAUCGGUUGGUCCAUUUCGAAUUCUCAGUCCAUCAUUUCCAUUACCUAAGUUAUGUCGAGAUUCAGUAGAUUUAUGACUCUUUCUCAAAAAGCUCUUCCAAGGACGUCUUCGUGUUUGAACCGCCCUUGGACUCGAGCUGGCGGCGUCGCCUCCUCACGCUUGUUCUCUUCGAGCUGCUCUCGUUUUUCUACUUCUCCUUCUUCCCAAGACCCUUCUAUCCUUAAAUCCUCGGUUUCUCCCACGGCAGCUGCUUCUACAGCAGCAGCUCCCGCUACCGCUACAACCACUAUGGAGACACCCACUGUUGCUAAAGCGAAAGCUGCUUUAGAGGCCAUUUCUGGCACACACCCCAUUUACAUGGACUUUCAAGCCACCUCUCCCCUUGACUAUCGCGUGUUGGAUAGCAUGCUUCCUUAUCUUACAGGCGUGUACGGAAACCCUCAUAGUCGUACCCACGAGUAUGGCUGGGAGGCCGAAAAGGCCGUAGAAAAAGCUCGUGAAGAGGUUGCUACGGUCAUCAACGCCGAUCCUCGUGAGAUCAUCUUCACUUCUGGUGCUACAGAGUCCAAUAACACUAUACUCAAAGGUGUUGCUCGUUUCUAUCAAAAUAGAAAAAAGCACAUUAUUUCUGUUCAAACCGAACACAAGUGUGUACUUGAUUCUUUGCGUACUUUGCAGGAAGAAGGCUUUGAUGUCACCUAUCUUCCAGUUCAAACAAACGGCUUAAUUAGUCUCGACGAUUUGAAAAAAGCGAUUCGUCCCGACACUGUUCUCGUAAGUGUCAUGGCAGUCAAUAAUGAGAUUGGCGUUAUCCAGCCUCUUGAAGAAAUAGGUAAGAUUUGCCGCGCAAACAAAGUUUUUUUCCACACAGACGCUGCUCAGGGCUUUGGCAAAAUUCCCCUUGACGUUAACCGUAUGAAUAUCGACUUGAUGUCAAUUUCCGGCCAUAAGAUUUAUGGACCCAAGGGUGUCGGCGCUGCUUUCAUUCGCCGUCGCCCCCGUGUCCGUCUUGCACCCUUAUUGAGCGGUGGUGGUCAGGAACGUGGUCUUCGCAGUGGUACCUUAGCACCUCCUUUAAUUGUGGGUUUUGGCACUGCUGCCCGCCUUUGCAGGGAAGAAAUGGCUUAUGAUCACGAACAUAUUUCUAGACUUUCGAAGCGUUUGAUUAAUGGUCUUUUGGCUAUUCCUUUUACUUCUCUAAAUGGUGAUCCUAAAUCAAGAUUCCCUGGCUGUGUUAACAUUUCUUUCUCUUAUGUCGAGGGUGAGUCUUUGUUGAUGGGUCUUAAGAACAUUGCUCUUUCUUCUGGCUCUGCUUGUACUUCUGCUUCUUUAGAGCCUUCAUAUGUCCUUCGGGCUAUCGGCCAAAAUGAUGAAGAUGCUCAUAGUUCUAUUCGAUUUGGUAUUGGCAGAUACACUACAGAGGCUGAAAUUGAUUACGCUCUUGAUAACGUUCAUAAACAGAUCAACUUCCUUCGAAAUUUGAGUCCUUUGUGGGAUCUAGUGCAAGAAGGCGUUGAUCUCAGUACCAUUGAAUGGAGUUCACAUUAAUGGAUAUGUUUUCCGCUGCCAAAGAAAAAUGUCUUUUCAGCUUUCUUUAAGUUACCAAAGGUUAAUGAGCUUAUCUACGACUAAAAAUUAUAUAAUUGAUUGAUGUUAUUUGUAAUCCCUUUUUAUAUUCACAUUUAGCCGAACAUUGUUGUAUGUUUUUAUAAAAUUGAUUUAUUAUGCU
Schizosaccharomyces cryophilus OY26 is the source of this 2203-nucleotide messenger RNA. Its product is annotated as cysteine desulfurase Nfs1. The transcript has a single exon. Gene Ontology annotation, cellular component: mitochondrion; cytosol; nucleus. Gene Ontology annotation, biological process: [2Fe-2S] cluster assembly. The record is from RefSeq and is a predicted model, not a curated record. Lineage: Eukaryota; Fungi; Ascomycota; Schizosaccharomycetes; Schizosaccharomycetales; Schizosaccharomycetaceae. Gene Ontology annotation, molecular function: cysteine desulfurase activity; pyridoxal phosphate binding. Bases 526 to 2022 code for a protein of 498 amino acids.